Myodes glareolus (Bank vole) is the source of this 395-nucleotide messenger RNA. The record is from RefSeq and is a predicted model, not a curated record. Lineage: Eukaryota; Metazoa; Chordata; Mammalia; Rodentia; Cricetidae.
GCGAGGAUGCUGUAGAGGACGAGGCUGAAGAGAACCCCAUUGCCCUGGAUUUUCAGCAGGACCGGGAGGCAUUUUAUAUAAAGGAUCCGAAGAAGGCUCUCCAAGGCUUCUUUGACAGGGAAGGAGAAGAAUUAGAAUAUGAAUUUGAUGAGCAGGGCCAUAGCACUUGGCUCUGCAGGGUGAGAUUACCUGUAGAUGACUCCGCUGGGAAGCAGCUGGUGGCUGAGGCCGUUCACUCAGGGAAGAAGAAAGAAGCAAUGGUACAGUGCUCCCUGGAAGCUUGUCGGAUCCUUGAUACAUUGGGAUUGCUGCGGCAGGAAGCAGGUCAGUAUAUGAAAGUCUUUCUUUUUCUUUUAAAAAAACAAAGAAGGAAAAUGUAACACAAAGGGUAGCAU